Molecule: messenger RNA, 406 nt
Organism: Gallus gallus (chicken)
Lineage: Eukaryota; Metazoa; Chordata; Aves; Galliformes; Phasianidae
Product: olfactory receptor 14I1-like
Exons: 1
Biological process (GO): G protein-coupled receptor signaling pathway
Cellular component (GO): membrane
Molecular function (GO): G protein-coupled receptor activity; olfactory receptor activity
Source: RefSeq, a predicted model, not a curated record
UCCUGGUGCCCAGAUGUACCAGAUGCCCAACAACAGCUCCAUCAGCGAGUUCCUCCUCCUGGCGUUGGCAGACACGCGGCAGCUGCAGCUCCUGCACUUCUGGCUCUUGCUGGGCAUCUACCUGGCUGCCCUCCUGGGCAACGGCCUCAUCAGCACAGCCGUAGCCUGCGACCACCGCCUGCACACCCCCAUGUACUUCUUCCUCCUCAACCUCGCCCUCCUCGACCUGGGCUGCAUCUCCACCACUCUCCCCAAAGCCAUGGCCAAUGCCCUCUGGCACACCAGGGCCAUCUCCUACGCAGGAUGUGCUGCACAGCUCUUUUUCUUUGUCUUCUUCAUCUCAGCAGAAUAUUCCCUUCUCACCAUCAUGUCCUAUGACCGCUACGUUGCCAUCUGCAAGCCCCUG